Bactrocera tryoni is the source of this 1829-nucleotide messenger RNA. RefSeq lists its product as uncharacterized. NCBI's taxonomy places the organism in Eukaryota, Metazoa, Arthropoda, Insecta, Diptera, Tephritidae. The transcript has 4 exons. The coding region runs from base 758 to 1681 and encodes 307 amino acids. The record is from RefSeq and is a predicted model, not a curated record.
UCUCUUGCAGAGCAGAAGUGAAUUUGAAUUUAGCGCAACUAAGUGAAUUAUUUUGCGAAAAUUUACGAGAAAUAAGCAGAAUUGUUGAAAUAUUUUUUCUGAAAUAAAUUUGAGAUUUAUCAAAGAAAAUAUAAAAUAAUAUUUUGAAACAAAUUUUUUGAGGUUAAACAGAGAAUUUGUAACAAAUUUAAACUAACCCACUGCAAAACAAAAACAACCAAAGUGCAUUUUAGUGUGUCUAGCGUUUUUUGUCAUACAAAAACAAAAAUAAAUACUAGCGUAUUAGAAAUCCAACUUUGGCUAAUAGUUAGCUACAACAAAUAGACUAAAGAAAAAGUGCGUGAGACACGCAACGAACUGCAAUUUGUAAAAAAACAAAAAAUACAAAAACAACACAAAAUUCAGUGAAAAUUUUGUAGAAAAACUUUUAAUUGCAAAGCAUAAGAAAAACAAGUAGUGAAAGUCACAAAAAGCUUUUUGCUUUGAAAACACACAACAAAGCAAAUUAGCGAGCAUUUGAAAAACAACAAAAACAAAUUGUUUUUGUGUACAAUUUGCAUUUUACGCGCAUUUCACGAGCUAAAUCGCUACAUUGGGUGCAGCAAAUUGUUGUUUACGCUUAGCCAACCACACGGCAGUCAGCACUGACCACAGAAUCGGCUCCAUAUUCGCCACCAAGCAAACGCAUCAAGGUGCCCGGGACGGUGACAGCGACAGCAGCAGCAGCCGAGCAGCGGACGACAGUAAAAGCCUUAAAAUGACAAGUGCAACAGCCACAAACAUAAAUCGCUCGAACAGCUUUGUGAACGCGCUCAAGUGGUGGCCACUGCAGGGUCACAACCAUCAGUCCAAUCAUGCAGCGCAUGGUGGUGGUGGAGGUACGGGUGGCGGUGGUGGUGGCGGCUGUGUCAGCGCUGGUCCCAGCACCGCCAGUGGCUUGAGUCUGCUGGGACAUCUACACAGCAAGACGUCGACUUUCGGCAGCUCAGUGGCAGUGCAAAAGCUGCGCGAAUCCAAAUGGUUCAAACGUGAUGAGCAGCGCAUUUUCUGCGCCGUCGUCGAGUGCGGCUUCAUUGUGGAGGUGCGCAGCAAUACGAAACCCACCACCAGCCAUAAUAAGCGUACGCUGCGUAGCAAUAGCAGCGGCAGCGGUGGCAGCGGCGUCGAUGAGUACGAUCUGGAUGUCAAUAAUGACGAAGAGGAUGAGGAGGAGGAGACGCUGCAGCUGGCAAUGCGAGCGCAGGAUGAAAACGAAACACCGAUGACGUCAUGGUUCGGCAUUGUCCUGUGCAAAACGGCUAAAGACAAUAAACCCAAACCUGAGACCAUUGAAAUCUACACUGUGAAAAUACGUGAAAACGGUACAUUCAAAAUGCUCAAACUCACGCUGGAGGAUAUCUGGAAUCAAGGCUGGGAGCUGCGCAUCAAUAAUUUCGCCGACAAGGAGAAAUCAGCACACAAUGAAAAGGACAUACGCAAUCAGGUGUCCUUUGCCCGCAAGGCCAAACACAGUCUCUGGAAUAAUAAUAAGCAUUUUGUGUACUGGUGCCGGUAUGGCAGCCGCCAGCAGGACGUGCGGAAGCGACAGAUGUCCGAGUGCGUGAAGUGGGGCAGCGUUGGCAUGAACGCCGGCAUGAUACUGCUCAUGAACAAACAGAAAUCCUACUCCACCUCCAAGUGAACACACACACCCACAUAUAUAUACAUGUAGACAACAUUUAGCGGCGUAGAAGAUUUCAGCAAAUCCAGUGAGGAUUCACGAUCAAUCGAUCAAUCAAAGGAGAGAGAUAAAGAACGAAAUACUGUACUGAAGUUAAGCAAAAAACCCC